Molecule: messenger RNA, 4355 nt
Organism: Chara braunii
Lineage: Eukaryota; Viridiplantae; Streptophyta; Charophyceae; Charales; Characeae
Source: the annotation of a GenBank genome assembly
GUUAGUGGGGGAUGAUGGCGUCGAGGUGCCUGACACGGGCAGGGAGAAGAGGGCUCGGCAGACCAUGAUUGACGAGAUGUACGCCAGGGAGAAGUUGGCCGAGUUCACAGACGCGUGGCUUCAGUGGAUCUACGUGAAUAAGUUGCCAUGCAACGCCUUCCGUGGUCCGGAGUUCCAGAGGAUGCGGCAGGCAGUAGAGAGAAUGCCUCGCUCUAUCUUGUUCCGGUUUCCCUCCUACAGGGUUACAGCGGGCGCCGGAAUCCCUUUGCAGAGGGCGAAGGUGGCGACGAUGGUGAGCGAGGUGUGCGCCAGUUUCCGGCACAGCGGUGCCACUAUCCUUUCCGACGGGAGGAAGUCACGCAGCGGCAAGCCGCUCGUGAACUUGCUCGCCGGGGGCGCCAAUGGCGCCCUGCUGUACGCCACCGUCGCACGUGACGGGUCGGUCCGAGACACAACAGACGUCGUGUACCGUAGGUGGCGGGCCAUCAUCUUGUCCUUUCCUGCAAAGGACAUGAUCGGCUUCUGCACAGACUCCGCCAGUAACUAUACGGCGGCAGCGCGCAGGUUUGCCACAGACCCCGAGCCUGACAUCAGGAGGAUCACAUGGCUCCCCUGCUCCACCCAUGUCUGCAACUUGAUGUUGUCAGAUAUCGGGACACGAGUGGUGUGGGUCAAGGAGACCAUCAUCCGCGCUCAAGCGCUUGUGCGAUUUAUUAAAUCGCACGGCGCUGCUCACACCCUGUUUAGGAAGGUGAACCCUCACGUUCAACUCGUCGAGCCCGUUGAGACACGGUUUGCAUCGGUUUUCCUAAUGCUGACGUGUCUCAAAGGCCGACGAGACGCGUUGGAGAGCAUGUUGCACGGGGAUGCUUGGGCACGCAUCCCGUGGGAUCGCGCCCACGUAUCUCAGGCGCAGUGGGUGCAGCAGCAGAUUCGGGACGGGGAGUUUUGGCAGCGUGUCAAGUACGCCAUCCUAUUGAUGAGGAGGGUGGAGGUGCCGGAGGACAUGAUCGAGCCGUGCGUGCAUGACGUUGCCAUCCACAACCUCCACAUGCUAAAGCCCGCACAUGCCGCGGCCCACCUCCUCAACCCUCGUCGACGGUCCCUCACGUAUUACCAUUCGCUGGAGACGACCGCCGACGACCGCCGUGUGGUCGAGGAGUGCGACAAAUUUCUCCUGGUGCAGACCGGCGACGAUCCGGUUGGCUUAUUGUACAGGAGCGCGAGGGACCAGAUGAGGGCGUUCCACUCGAGGCCAGGGGAUUGGGGAGAUCGUGACCUCUCCGAUGCCGAGGCGGCCGAUUCCAGGGGGGACAGCGAGACCGAGCGAUGUGCAGCGUGGUGGUUUGAGCAUGGACGUGCCCACCCGAAGUUGCACACCAUCGCCAUCCGUGUCAUGCACUUAUGGACGUCUGCCUCUCCAGCGGAGAGGAACUGGGUGGAGCACGAGCGCGUCAGCACGGCGAGGCGCUGCAAGCUUGGGUUCGCCAAGCUUGCACAGCUGGGUGGUGGCUACGUAUUGCCAUGGGUUAUGGGGACCUGUCAGGGGGGGACGGCGACAGAGGAGGAGGAUGAGGAGGGAGAUGUGGAGCCCGAGGUGUGGGGAGUGCAACCUGAUAGCAGUGUUCUCGAGCAGGAGAUCCAGCGGCAGAUUGUCGCUUUCCGUGACAGCCAACCGUCCAGAGCCCGUUUGGUUCAGGACGUGUUCGGGAGCAGAGCGACGGAGCUGCGACCGUGGCCGGAGGUUGGGGAUGAUGUGGAUGCUGCAGCGGCAGACGACGACAUCGACCACUGGACUGACGAUGAUGACAUGCCGCUGAGUCGCGACCCGACGGUUGAGCGAGUGUACUUCACUUACGGUGGGGUUCGUGACGACAUGGAUUCAUUCACAUCAGUUAUCACUGGUGAUGUGUCGUCGACCACGCAGGCGAGUGGCAGCAGCAGAGACGGAAGUGGUCGUGAAGGACGUUUGCAUGCGGAGGUUCACGUGGACGACUCGGGGGAGCAGCAGCCACGGGGAGGUCUUCGGCAUACAGGCAGGCGUUGGGAGGUUAGGAUUGACAGCGAGGCCGAGGGGGAGGCCGAGGAUGAGGAGGUGCCCCUUCGCAAUCGUCGCUUCUCUCCCUCCCAUCAUCCGAUCUCUGCACAGCCCGAGGCACUUAGGCGUUCGGAGAGGUUGGCGUCGGCAGCAGGCAGAGACCGGACACAUGACGGCGAGGAUCGUGGGGGGGAGAGGACUCCUUUCGACGCCGAUUUCAAUGUCGAGGGACAUCGACGUGCCUCACCGCAGGAGGUGCGCACAAAUGCGGACGUUGAGCGGGGCCCUGUUGAGACUGAGGAGGAGAGGGAUGCCCAUUUGGACCGAGAGGAGGAGGAGCAGCUGAGGAGUUUGCCACAGUGGGAGGGUCGGUUCGCAUAUCUCGACGAUCAGCGUCGACAGAGGGACUUGGAGACGGGAGGGGGGGGGAGCCGUGACGUCGACGACUCGGGUGUCCCUGAGGAGGAGGUUCAGGGGGAGUUCGAUUAUGAGGGGCACGAUGCCGCCGUGAGUGGUGGAUCAGGUGGUGGACGACGCGGCGACGAGGAGACCGCGAGUGUCCCUGAGGGGCAGGAUGUUGUCAUGGGCGGUGGGUCCCCUAGUGGGGGCCGUGGCAACAGUGAGACCGUGGGUGAUGAGGGACAGGGUGCCGCAGUGUGUGGCAGAGGAGAGGGUGGACCCGGUGGAGAUGGGGAUACCGCGGGUGUCGGUGGAGACGAUGGACAGGACGGCGACGAUGAUGACGACCACGGUCCCGAGGACGAUCCGUAUAGGGUCGCCUUGGUGUUGAGCCCCACAGUGCCUCCCUUGCACCGGGAGGACACAUCGCACACUUUCCUCGACGUCGACGCUUUGGCGCACGCGUUGACGGAUGACCGUUUCGCACACGUGAGCCGCAAGAGCGGAAAGCAGCGGGCCCCUGGGAGGGUAUAUUCACCGCUGCCGUUCACAGUGCAGAGCCCUCACUGGUCGGGUUCGUCGCUCAGCGGCGUGAGAGGGAGGGACUCCGGUGCGGGUGAGGUGGGGUCCGACAGAUGCAGCGACGACGGUAGAGAUAGUGCAGGAUCGAUGCCUCCACCGCCCGCACGGACUCCGGAGGCCAGGGUCGACACCGGGGACACGACGGCGGCACCCGGAGUUGCGCACAGUGGCAGUUCCCCGCCGACAGUCCGAGGUGGUGUGGGUGGCGGAUGGUCAGCUGUUCGUCGGGUUGAGGACCGGUUGCGGGCGGAUUACGACGCCGGGAGGGGUGUCUUCACGGGACGUACGGCUGUUCAGACGCAGGCUGUGGAGGGUGGGUCCGGACGUCCGAGCCUGCAGAUGGCAGGCCGCAUGCUUGGUUUGUCACGAGCGGAGACAAGGAGAUCAUUGCGUUACUCUAAGCUGUGGGGUGGUGGUAGCAAGGAUCGGGAUGACCGCUUCGACAAAAUCUAUGGUCUUCUUGCGGAGCAGGCAGAAGAUCGGGAGCAGCGGAAGCAAGAGUUUGCAAAGCUUGAGCUAUUGAAAAUUGAAAAGAAGAAAUUGCAGGCGGAGGAAGAGAAGUGUGCACGGGAGAAGAAGGAAAGAGAACUGCAGGAAGCUAGACUUGGGAAGAUUGUGAAAUCAAGUAUGAAAGUCGUGUGUGAAUCCGUUGUAGGGAAGAAGGUAGACAUUCCCGAUGAUGACGAAUCGGAGGUUUGUAAGCUUAGAAGGGAGUUGGAUGUUCUCAAGGCUCAAUGCACGGGAGGAAGCAGGGAAUCGACAUUGGAUGCGCUACGGAAGGAGAAGGAAGCGCUACAAACGGUACAAAAUCGAUGCAGCGAGGAAGCCAACUUGAGGCAUGAAAUUGAGGAGUUAAAACUACGGAAUGAGAAGCGGAAGCUGGGGGAGGAGUCUGAUGAGAUCGUCGCCUUGCGUCUACAGAUGCAGGAGCUGGAGAAAGUUCGUUUGGUCCUAGAUCAGCGCAGCGCGGAGUUGAACACACUCAAAUCGGAGAAUGCUCAUCUUAAGAAGGACGUCCUUGACUUGAAAGGGGUUGUUGAUGACAUCAAAGACUCCGGAAAGCGCUCAAUGGAUGAUGUUACGGCCAAGAGUCCAUCGAGCGAACCUGCGAAAAGUAAGCAGCGUAUGGUUCCCAUCGGCGAUGCUGUGUAUACUCUGAAGGAUCUGGAGGCGCUACACAAGUUUUACAAGGAUCCGGAGGCUCCUGAUAAGGAGGUGCAAGUUCUUAAAGAACGCAUGGCCAAGAUGGGCGCGCAGCUUCUCAGUAAGGGAGUAUAGUUUUGCGCAGACCUUCUGCGAGGAAAACUACUCCUCGCAAUCUUAAGCCUAUCCUUAG